This is a messenger RNA of Cicer arietinum (chickpea), 1762 nucleotides long. The record is from RefSeq and is a predicted model, not a curated record. Lineage: Eukaryota; Viridiplantae; Streptophyta; Magnoliopsida; Fabales; Fabaceae.
CAUCUGUGCAUCAUAGACAGUUUUUGGAAUAUAUAUCUUCCCAUAGACAUCCAAACAAAAUUAACCAUCCUCUCAUUAGCCGGUCAUAUAGAAAAUUCAUUGGCUACAAUUAUAUUGGUUGAAGAAUCACUAUAGCAAAGCAGGAUUAUAAAACUUAACCUAUGUUUGAAAGUCUAUUUAAUUGAUCGAAAAGUCAUUGGUAAAAUCCAACCUAUACAAAUUCACUGACUAAAUAUCAGAGACAACUGUUAAAGUGAACCCACAAAUAUGAUUCCUUGAAAUUUACACACAAGAACACAAAAGCGUGUAACACACACCGAAAUUUAGGGAAUCGAAUUCUGCUUCUCCUUCUCCGUUAUCGCCGCUUCGAUUUCACGGUUUAUCAACAGCUGGAUCUGCACUUCAGUGUUGCAAUUCUGUAUUCUGCUGGACUCUGGAGAAUCUAUACAUCCACCCUUUCGACUUGCUUGAUUGCUUCUAGGCCUGAUUUUUUGUUUUUGUUUUGCUAGAGGUCUAUACUUUGAGUUAUAUUUGAAGAAAAAGCAUGCUUUGUGUACGUGGUUGUAUUUUGGUUGAAGGGCGUGCCUGUUUUUGGUUUCAUAGUUCUCAAUGCAGAAGAUAGCAUUGUGAACUCAGUUAAAUAAAUCUUAUUGAAACAGAAUGAGCCAAUAAUCUCGAAGUUCAAAUUGUAUGUUUGAAUCUAAAGACAAAACUGAUCAGAUGGGUAUGGAAAAUGAGUUAGCUAUGACAAAGGAAGUUAGUGAUGAUGGUUCCUCGAGUGUCGAGGCUGGGGAUUUAGAAUCUCAUUCUCGACUUAGUCUGGAGAGGGAGAUGGGCUUGCCGAGUUGUCGAGUGUGCCAGUGUGUCAAGUCUGAUAAACGGGGAGAUGCUGCCCUAUAGUUUUUUGGGUAUCACCCCAGUUAUAGAAAGGAAGAGGGAAGUAAAGUCUGAUGAUUUGACAAGGUAGUUGUAAUGGUGGGGGGCGGUAGAAUCAAGCUGAAAACGUGGCAGCAGGCGGCAGUGGCAUUGGGUUCGGCGGUUGGGGCGCUUUUGGAUCCUCGAAGAGCUGAUUUGAUAGCUGCUCUUGGUGAAACAACUGGAAAGCCCGCUUUUGAAAGGGUUCUUCAAAGGAUGAAAACUUCCCCUGAAGGGAGGGCAGUACUGUUGGAGCGGCCUCGUGUUAUAUCUGCAAAUGUAGGACAUGCUUGGGACCUGCCAGAAAAUACAUUUGGUGCCGCCUAUGCUAGAUUUAUGGGAUCCAGGAACUUUUCGCCAGAUGAUCGACCUCCUGUGCGGUUCAUGGAUACAGAUGAGCUGGCCUAUGUUGCCAUGCGAGCUCGUGAAGUCCAUGAUUUCUGGCAUACUCUUUUUGACCUUCCUACUAACUUGAUUGGGGAGUCGGCACUGAAGGUAAUUGAGUUUCGACAGAUGUAUCUUCCUAUGUGCAUGAUGUCUGUCAUAGGGGGCACAGCAAGAUUCAGCAAAAAACAGAGAAAAUUGUUUUAUCAGCACUACUUUCCCUGGGCUGUUCGUGCUGGCACGCAGUGCACUGAUCUAAUGUGUGUAUAUUAUGAGCAGCAUUUUCAUGAAGAUUUGGAAGAUGUUCGCAGAAAACUGGGAAUUGUUCCGGUUCAUGCUCCUUGACGGAAUGCUUUUGAAGCUGAUGAGUUGUAUUGUUAAUUUUCUGGGUAAUAGUCGUAUGGUGAAUAAUUCAAUCAAUUUUUUUCUUAAUGAUAUCCAGCGUAACAGUUGUCUCUGAUUA